Messenger RNA from Dreissena polymorpha, 1841 nucleotides. RefSeq lists its product as uncharacterized. The coding region runs from base 442 to 936 and encodes 164 amino acids. Lineage: Eukaryota; Metazoa; Mollusca; Bivalvia; Myida; Dreissenidae. The transcript has 2 exons. The record is from RefSeq and is a predicted model, not a curated record.
AUGCAAUGGUUAAGGAACACUGAAACUGCAAGAUCUUAUCAACGUUUACCUGUCUUAACCACAAACUCAUUCGAAUGGUACCAUUAAAACAAUAAAUAAUUGCUUUUUAUUGACUUAGUUUUGCUUUCGUACGCUGUAUCCGCCAUAUUGGAAUAUUGACCCAAUAUUGGUUAGGUCGCAGUACACCAAUAUUUUGCACGUCGGGUUAUGUGUUGGAACCUACAAAGUCGAUAACGAUGUGUUAUUCGAUACAGAAUUCACUGUUUCAAAUUUAAACAUAAAACAUGUCAGCGAGGAAAGUGUGUUGAAACAUCGUCGUGUUUUUAUAGGGUGCAUGCAAAGGAUAACAUCCGUAGGUUGCCAUUCAGGUAAAUUUAACAGGAACUCGCUGACAAGUUGGAAUGCGAGAGGACCAAGAAGAGGCCCAGACAGAAACCCCAAAUGAUUCAGUUCGUGAAGGAAGGACAAAAGGCGCCUAAAAAACUGCAGCCUACCAGUUCUGUAUUAGAUGAAUCUGAUCAGUGGGAAAUGUCUGUUGACCUGAAGCAAAAGCUAGUGUUCCCAAACAUUUUCCAGACAACAUUAAGGCCUGACAUUGUGUUGUGGUCCACUAAAGAUAAGUGUCUGAUCAUGGUUGAACUGACAGUCCCUUGGGAAUCUCGUUGUGAAGAGGCCUUCCAACGGAAAAAGGCCAAGUAUACAUACCUACAAGAACAAUGCAGAGGGAAGGGAUGGGGAGUGUGGCUCUACCCUGUGGAAAUCGGCACUAGAGGAUUCCCAGCACAGUCGCUGUGGAGAAUGUUCAGUGCCUUGGGCAUCAAAGGAGCAGACAGGAAGACAGCAAUGGGCAAACUGAGCCUAGCAGCAGAAAGGGCAUCCAGUUGGUUGUGGAUGAAGAGACAGGAGAGGAGCUGGAAGCCUACCACCAACAAGUAGUGUCUGAUCAACACUGCGGGCCGGCCGCCUGGAGAGUGUCCUGUGAUUAAAGGGCCGAAACACUUGUUGAAAGGCGGUUCUCAGCUGAUGAUGUUGGUGGUUCUAGCAGUACAGAACUGUAUCUCACUCAUUUACUAGAUAUCCCUCAUUUUGGAAAUAAAUUUAUCCAAUUUAGAAGGAUGGCAAUGUCCACUAGGCAUAAAUGGGUUAAGGUCAAAGAUAUCUUAAAUUAUUCUUAAUAUCAUUAUUGUUUGCAUGCUGUCCCCCUGAGAAACAGGCUCAACAUAUCAAUGCCAGUUAUCAGGUUUAACCCAUUUAUGCCUAGCAUCUAGAAAAAAGGCCUUGGCAAACAGCGUAGACCCAGAUGAGACGCCGCAUGAUGCGGCGUCUCAUCAGGGUCUGCGCUGUUUGCUUAAAGGAUUUUCUGUAAGAAAUAUUCUAAAUAUAGAAAUAAAUAUACUAGACAUCCCUAAUUUUGGAAAUAAAUUGAUCCAAUUAAGAAUGACAGGAGAGUCCACUAGGUUUAAAUGGGUUAAACCAUUUACUGAUUAUUUGCAGUGUCUGACAGUGUUAAACAAAAAUUUAUUUGGUACACAAAAGGUUACCAUCCCUGCCAGAGUGUGAAAUGCUUAUACUUUUCACCCAUUCAUAACCAAGCCAUUGAAAAUCACACAGGAUAACUGCUGUACACAUUACUUCAUUCACAAAAACUGUAAAGUGAACCAGUAUGACCUGAAUCAGCAUUAUCAGUGAAAAACCACAAGCGGGCAAUAAAGACUAAUGCCUCCUAUUGCUCAAAUGUCCACUGGACCAUUUGUCACCUCAUCAUUUUGGUCAAAGGUUUGAAAUAUCAGAGCCAUCAGUGGUUACUCAGAAGGAUGCGAAAAAACAAAAGGCUUUCUUAA